UGUAGUUCCUGAUUUCUCUUCAUAUGCUGCAGUUUCAGUCUUUCUAUUUGCACAAAGUAGAAGAAUUUCUCAGAAGCAGAUUAUCAGUGUUGGAUGUGAAGAUGGGACACACUUGGCUCUGUCUACGGGGUUUUUUCUUUCUGAAUUUACUUUACCGUGGACAAGCUCAAGAUGCUGUACUGACCAUUGAGCCAAACUGGACUACUUUUUUUACCGGAGAGUCUGUUACCUUCAAGUGUGACAUUACAGGAGACAAAGACAGCGACUGGUUUUACUCAAUCUACAGGAAUGAUCAAGAAUGGCCUUUUUACAACAAACAUGAGAGCUAUGAAUUACAUUAUCUAACUCGAGGCUACAGUGGUGCAUACCAAUGUUGUUUUGAUCAGAAGUGCUCAACAAAGGAAAGCAACAAAAUCUAUCUAAAUGUAUCAGACAGACCUAUGGCUGUCCUCACUGUGUCUCCAUCAUGGCCGAGUCCUGGAGCCGCAUUAACUCUGAACUGCAGCGUUGAUCAUCCGUCUGCUGGCUGGAGCUUCUACUGGUAUAAGUCUGUUCCCCAAAAGUCAGACCACUCCUACAACUCCUACAGCUAUGAGCUGCUACCUGGCAGCGAGAAUGGAACUGAACAGCAUCUCUUCAUCAUUGAUGGACAAACGCACACAGCAGGAUAUGUGUGCAAAGCAGGAAGAGAGGAUCGAGUGUAUUACAGUGGGCACAGCAAACCUAAGUUUGUCUGGUCUGGAGAAUUGAAUUCAGCAGCGUCUCUCACAGUGAGUCCUGACAGUGUGCAGCACUUCACCAAAACGUCUGUGUCACUGAGCUGUGAGGGAAACUCCACUGAGUGGAGAGUGAGGAGGUUUACGAAACCUGACUACCUUUAUCCCUGUUCUUCCUCGGGGACAAUGACUGGAUCCACAUGCACAAUAACCAGAAGCUGGGUUAGUGGAGUGUUCUGGUGUGAGUCUGAAACAGGACAGUUCAGUAAUGCAGUCAACAUCACUAAAGAUGAUUAUGAAAUGAUCCUGGUGAGUCCUGUCCGUCCUGUGGCUGAGGGACUUUCUGUCACUCUUCGCUGCAAGUUCAAGACAGGAACUGUUCUUUAUAAUGUGGAUUUCUAUAAAGAUGACAAACUCAUCCAGAGCGAUACCAGGAAGGAGCUGAACAUCUCUGCAGUGUCAAAGUCAGACGAAGGCUUUUAUAAAUGUAAACAGAGAGAUUCAGCAGAUGGUGGGACGUCACCAGAGAGUUGGUUCUCAGUCAAAUCAGCGUCCGGGCCUGGAAAAGCCUCUCAAUUUCCCAUUCUUCUGAUCGUUGGGCUGCUUGGUGGAGUUGUACUGAUUAUUCUCCUGCUGCUGUUCCUGUAUUUAUACAGAAAGUCAAAAGAUUCAUGCUGUAUCAGAUCUCAGAGGACCAAUCAGAGCACUGCUAGAGACCACAUGAUCAACCAGAAUGAAACUAACCAAAGGGAAUAUGCUUCUGUUCUUCAGGAUAAUGCCUGUCUCUAUGAAUCAGUCAAAGGCCCUGAAGAACCUGCAAAUGAUGAAUCCAUGGAUGUGACAUAUUCUGUGGUCGAGCUCAAAAACAUUUCUAAGAAGGGGAAGAAAAAUGAACCGGAGGAUUGUGUUUACUCACAUGUGCAGAUGACAUCAGCUGCAGGGAAGUCAAGUCCUGCACCAGCGGAUGAAACUGUUUAUUCUGAACUCAAACCAGGAACAGCUCUUGGUAAAAUUGCAGCGUAACAUCAUAUCAAACAAUGCCUUCUGUAAGGACAAGACGAAUGGAAACAACAUACCAAAACAAAACCUUUGUUUAUUAAACCUUAUUUGCAGCUUUGCUCUCCAUUUAUCAGCGAGUAUUUUGUACAGUGCAUGUAAUAGCGGAAAAUGUAAAAUAAAUGCAUCGUAAGGCUUUAAUCUAUGUUUAUUUAAAAAAAGUAAGCUUUGUUUUGCAUCAAUAAACUUGACUUUAAUUGCUUCUACA
Messenger RNA from Trematomus bernacchii (emerald rockcod), 1980 nucleotides. RefSeq lists its product as uncharacterized. The transcript is spliced from 14 exons. The record is from RefSeq and is a predicted model, not a curated record. Bases 24 to 1739 code for a protein of 571 amino acids. Gene Ontology annotation, biological process: cell surface receptor signaling pathway. Lineage: Eukaryota; Metazoa; Chordata; Actinopteri; Perciformes; Nototheniidae. Gene Ontology annotation, molecular function: transmembrane signaling receptor activity.